Messenger RNA from Frieseomelitta varia, 1110 nucleotides. RefSeq names its product transmembrane protein 267. Lineage: Eukaryota; Metazoa; Arthropoda; Insecta; Hymenoptera; Apidae. The coding region runs from base 128 to 748 and encodes 206 amino acids. The record is from RefSeq and is a predicted model, not a curated record. The transcript has 2 exons.
ACUAUAUCAAAGCAUUAAUCAUUCAAAAUGGCGAGAUAAUAUUUGUUGCAAUUUUCUCACUACUUUUUUUUUGAACAAAGAACUUAAUAAAAACGAAUUUGAAAUUAUUUUGAAAAAGCUUAUUGUAAUGUUUCUUGGAAAAAGAGAAUUAUUUUUACGAGUGGUGCUGACUGGUUUUAUAGGUAUUUGUUCGUUCAUUGGUGAUCAAGGUUUAAAAUAUGGAAAAACUGCUGUGGCACGCGCGAUUUUUGACAAUGUCACCCAUGCAAUUGUGGGUGGUCUUACUUGGGCAGUCAUUUUAAAUUUGUCAAAAAAAUCUCUCACUCAAAACUUCUCGAGUAUUUUCUGCAGUUUUUGUUUGUCCUCUUUUGUUGAUGUGGAUCAUUUUAUUGCAGCAUGCAGUUGGAAGUUAAGUGAUGCUACGCAUUUAGAAAAACGACCAUUUUUUCAUUGCACUACUCUUCCUAUAACAGCAUGGCUUAUGAUGAAUUUUUAUGCAAGUGUAUUUAACCAUCCAAAACUCAGCUACUAUUCCUGGAUAAUAUUGGCAAGUUUUUUAAGUCAUCAUAUAAGAGAUGGUACAAGAAGAGGUUUAUGGUUUUGUCCCAUUGGUUCUACACAAUCUAUUCCGUAUUAUUUAUACUUAAGUAUGAGUAUGAUGCUUCCUCAUGUGUUGCAAUGGUUGAUGGCACCGUCUGUGCACGAGGUUAAAUCUCCAGAAGAUGAAACAUUAAUUGAUAUUGUAUAAAUAAUGUAAAGUAAUUAACUGUAUAUAUGUACAUAUAUAUGAGAACAUAAUCUCAUUUUUACGUUAGUACCAUCUAUAUUUUUUUAAUAAUUUAUAUACUUUUUGAUUAAAUUUAUUAUAAAUAAAUAUUAUAUUUGUACAAAUUUUAAAAAAACUACAAGCAUUGUAAAUAUGAAUAUAUCUUGAUUACUUGAUAAAAAAGAAUGAAAAUAAAAAAUGUUUCAAGAAACAUCCUUUUUGCAUGGUAACAAAGGACUGUGCAAACAAUCCGACUUAUUUUAAAAAGCAACAGGAAGUUGUAUAUUUUAUAUUUAUUAUUUUAUACUUUUGUAUUUAUCAUAAAACAGGAAAAACAUAUAUUA